AUGGCCGAGCCGUUAUAUAGCGAAUUCACUGGCGACUCUGCUGAAAGCAAUUCAUUGGCAUUGUUGGAAGGCCGUUACGCACUGCCAUCUCUACUGGACCCUGUAACUACUGCCUUCCUAUCUCAUUGCCGCUUCCGCAAGGGCCACACACCAGUUCAUUUGGAGGUCUCCACCGACGACCACGUGUACUUUUGGUCCCGGAAUCCAGAGAAUAAAGGGUUGGAACCCCAUGGUCUACACAAUGGGCAUUUCAAAGCAGCCAUUCACUCCCCGGUGAUUGCUUACUGUGAUGCUCUGUUCCGGAACAUCCCUCUCACUACAGGGUUUGUUCCUUUGUUAAACUGGCAGAAUUUAAUGAAUUUUGCUAUUGAGAAAAAGGCAGGGGAUUUCCGAUUGUCAAAGAUGCGAACAAUCCAACUGAUGAAUGCAGAAGCAUAG
This is a messenger RNA of Cylindrotheca closterium, 438 nucleotides long. NCBI's taxonomy places the organism in Eukaryota, Bacillariophyta, Bacillariophyceae, Bacillariales, Bacillariaceae. The record is from the annotation of a GenBank genome assembly.